Molecule: messenger RNA, 726 nt
Organism: Oncorhynchus mykiss (rainbow trout)
Lineage: Eukaryota; Metazoa; Chordata; Actinopteri; Salmoniformes; Salmonidae
Source: RefSeq, a predicted model, not a curated record
GGCAACAAGGAUGAGAUGGAAUACUCCUACCCAAUCCUCAUCUCAUUCCUGCGCAAUCUUACUGAUGAGCAGUGGCAAGUGAUCUACAAAGGACUAAAAAACCCUAUGACGAAGGAACAGCUUGCCAAAUUGUGCAAGACAAUUGUAACCUUCAUCGCACAGACCACCCUGAAGAUCCUGCUGCCAGCCCUGGCCCGCGUACUUGGGGUAAAGGACUUUGCUGACGACGACACUGACUCACCCAAGAGGGGUGGCAGUGCAAGAUCCUUUGCUGCCUUUGAUCAGGAAAGACUGGAGCUCAUCCAGGAAGUUAGAUAUCUGGCGAAGAAAAUGUAUAAGGGCGGCACAGGGGCUCAACAUCUCAGGUCCCUAACACCCUCUUCUAAGAGUUCCCAGACCUCAGUGAAAGUCCUCCUGGGAAUGACAGAGGACAGAAUCAUCAAAAGUGUCCAGGAGCAACUGUCUGAUCAUAAUAUCCUGUCCUCUUGCCCACCUGAGCUGACUGUUGGUCUUAUCAAGGUGGUGGUCGAACAGCUUAACUCUGCCCUCUCUGCGACCAUCAGCAGAGCCAUUUCAGGGCGGUCCUCCCCUAUUUCUUCUGGUACCCAGGCCGCUGAACAAAUGGUCAACAUGGUCCAGAAAUGUUUUGAUGAUCACACCACCCCAGAGGACCAGAGCUCUACCUCUGUAUUAGAGUCAUGCAUUCCACUGCAACAGAAGAAGUGA